CCGCACAUGCUCAGUUUUCAGGUAUGGAUUCCGCGCACGCGCAGUGGGAGCUGUCAGGUCAGGCCCCGCCCCCGGGGACGUCAGUGGUCGCGCUGUGCGGAGUGUGUCCCUCUACGGCUGCCGUACUGCAGAGCCGCUGAGAGAGAAGAUCCGGGGACUGAGGAGACCAUGAAGAAGGACGUCCGAAUCCUGCUGGUGGGAGAACCCCGGGUGGGGAAGACGUCUCUCAUCAUGUCUCUGGUCAGUGAGGAGUUCCCAGAGGAGGUCCCGGCUCGGGCGGAGGAGAUCACCAUCCCAGGAGAUGUCACCCCAGAGAGAGUCCCCACCCACAUCGUGGAUUAUUCUGAGGCGGAACAGACGGAUGAGCAGCUGUACAAUGAGAUCUCCCGGGCCAAUGUCAUCUGUAUAGUCUACGCCGUCAACAACAAGAACUCUAUAGACAAGGUCACCCACCAUUGGAUCCCCCUAAUUAACGAGCGGACGGACAAAGAUAACAGGGUUCCUGUGAUCUUGGUGGGAAAUAAGUCAGACCUGUUAGAUUACAGCAGCAUGGACACGGUCCUGCCGAUCAUGAACCAGUAUUCGGAGAUAGAGACCUGUGUAGAGUGUUCAGCCAAAAACUUGAAGAACAUCUCUGAAUUAUUCUAUUAUGCCCAGAAAGCCGUUUUGCACCCGACAGGUCCUCUUUACUGCCCCGAGGAGAAGGAGCUGAAGCCGUCCUGUAUACGAGCGCUCACCCGCAUCUUCAAGAUUUCUGAUUUGGACAACGAUGGGACAUUAAAUGAUGGCGAGCUCAACUUCUUCCAGAGAACUUGUUUCCAUAUUCCGCUCGCCCCUCAAGCCUUGGAAGAUGUGAAGAAUGUCGUUCGUAAGAAUGUCCACGAUGGAGUGUUCAACAAUGGGCUGACCCUGAAAGGGUUCCUGUUCCUGCACACACUCUUCAUCCAGAGGGGAAGACACGAGACCACAUGGACUGUCCUGCGGAGAUUCGGAUACGAUGAUGACCUGGAGCUGACGCCCGAAUAUUUAUUCCCUCAGUUAAAGGUUCCUGUGGAUUGUACAACGGAGCUGAACCAUCACGCCUACCUAUUCUUACAGAGCAUCUUCGACAAGCACGACCAGGACAGAGACUGCGCCUUGUCCCCGGAGGAGCUGAAAGAUUUAUUUAAAGUCUUCCCUUACAUGCCAUGGGGCCCCGAUGUGAAUAACACCGUCUGCACCAAUGACAAGGGCUGCAUCACCUACCAGGGCUUCCUCUCCCAGUGGACACUGACGACUUACCUGGAUGUCCAGAGGUGUCUGGAGUAUUUGGGAUAUUUGGGGUACUCCAUACUAACGGAGCAGGAGUCCCAGGCCACUGCAAUCACAGUGACCAGAGACAAGAAGAUCGACCUACACAAGAGGCAGACGCAGCGCAGCGUCUUCCGCUGUAAUGUCAUUGGCUCCAAGGGGUGCGGGAAGAGCGGCAUUCUGCAGGCGCAUCUAGGGAGGAACAUGAUGAAACAGAAGACGAUCCGGCCGGAACACAAGUCCUAUUAUGCAAUGAACACGGUCUAUGUGUACGGACAGGAGAAGUAUCUGCUGCUGCACCAUCUGACGGAGUGCGAAGGUUUAUCUCCUGCCGAUACCGUGUGUGACGUCGCCUGUCUGGUCUAUGACAUCACCGACCCCAAGUCCUUUGAAUACUGUGCCAGGAUAUUUAAGCAACAUUUCAUGGACAGCCGGACGCCCUGCCUCAUCGUUGCGGCCAAAUCUGACCUGCCGGAAGUGAAGCAGGAGAGCAGCAUCUCCCCCGCUGAUUUCUGUAAAAAGCACAAGAUGCCUCCACCUCAAGCCUUCACCUGUAACACAGCGGACAGCCCCAGCCGAGACAUCUUCAUCAAGAUGACCACCAUGUCCAUGUAUCCUCACGCCCGGUUACGCUGCCUCUGUACCUGCAAUAGGUGUACGUUCUGCCUGUGUCAGAAUCUGCUCCACUCUGACCUCGUCCAGGCCGUAAAGAACAAACUCUUCACCGCCGUUGUUAACAGGUUGAGAGUCUGGCUAGAUGUGUUGGGGGAGUCUCUGAUUGCAGACGCAGACAGCAGCCUGGGACACCAAGUCCACCCCGUCUCCCACAUGGAAUAUUCCAUCUUCAUGGACACCUCUGCUGACCCAGCGCUAGACCCUGCCAGGCACAUGUCGCAGGCCGAACUUAAAGGUUCCACGUUUUGGUUACGAGCAAGUUUUGGUGCCACAGUGUUUGCCGUCCUGGGAUUUGCCAUGUACAGAGCUUUGCUAAAGCAGCGAUAAUCCAACACAGACUGCCUUUCUCCUUCUUUGCUUUUUCCUGUCGUCCAAACAAGCCCCGCCCUCUUUCCGUGUACAUUAUACGCCAUAUAACCCCCCCCGCUAAGCUAUUUAUAUUAUUAUUCUUCAUAAUGAUCACUACAUGUGGUUCAGCAGUAUUAAAAUACCACCCUGAUGUGGAUGGGGACACCUCUGAUGUCGGUGUUAGUAUUUCUGUGGUUGAGAAGAGGGAACGGUACGUGGCCAUCUGGAGUGGCCCCCACCACCUGUGUUAUAACGCAAAGGAUUAUCGACCGGAUCAUCAAAUGCAGACUGAAAUCUGUUGACUUCAUUUGGCGUUUUCUCAUGGGACGCUGGCAAGUGCCAAAGAGAGAGAAAUCCAAUGAGUGGGCUUACCUGAAAAUGACCUACCAUGAGAAGGUUUCUCUCCCGUUUUCUUCCUUGCUGCGUGGUCACGCGGUAUUUGUGCAGCAGAACCAUCAACCUGUAUAUAAUGUAUAUAUCGUCCCAGCUGCCUUCCUGCUCGCCUUGAAUCCCGGACGAGCCCCCAUUACCUUGUUGUGCGAAUGAAACCGACUUACACCUCGGAGCUGGGAACCCCCCCCCCCCCCCAAGUAACCUUUCUCCAACAACUGCAGUGGAGUAAAGUUGCGUCCAUCUGAAUGUCAAGAGAAAAAAAAUAUCCCCGCUAUUUUUUUAAGAGUGCAUGUAGUCCGCUAGAUCUUUCCCUUAGCCAAACGUUAAGAAAUGGAGUAUUUUUUGAAAGGCCACAAUGACCUCGGAUACUGCCAUGUAUUAUCUGACUGAUUAUGUAUGUUGUGGGGUUCUUAUUUAUUUUAAUUUCAUUUUGUUUUACAACGAGACACAUUUUUAGUUUCAGAAUAAAACUCCUCCACGUUCAUUUCCCAUGGUUAUUUACACACUUCUUUUCGGGGCACAUCGUAUUUUAUUUCCUUUUUUAUUCUGUGACGUCACAGCAAUCCGCCAGAACUAGAGGUGAAACCGCCUCACGCCCCCCCCGCCGGGGCAACACGUGUCACCACAACAAUUACACAAUAUUAAUCCUAGAUUUUUUUUUUAUCACCAAUCUUUGUGUGGAUUUCAUUAAAAAAAAGAGACCCCGUGUA
Molecule: messenger RNA, 3416 nt
Organism: Rana temporaria (common frog)
Lineage: Eukaryota; Metazoa; Chordata; Amphibia; Anura; Ranidae
Gene: RHOT1
Product: ras homolog family member T1
Exons: 21
Coding region: 7-2292 (761 amino acids)
Biological process (GO): mitochondrion organization; small GTPase-mediated signal transduction
Cellular component (GO): mitochondrial outer membrane
Molecular function (GO): calcium ion binding; GTP binding; GTPase activity
Source: RefSeq, a predicted model, not a curated record